Penicillium daleae is the source of this 1257-nucleotide messenger RNA. RefSeq lists its product as uncharacterized. The record is from RefSeq and is a predicted model, not a curated record. The transcript has a single exon. The coding region runs from base 1 to 1257 and encodes 418 amino acids. NCBI's taxonomy places the organism in Eukaryota, Fungi, Ascomycota, Eurotiomycetes, Eurotiales, Aspergillaceae.
AUGGGAUACAAUCGUCCAUCUGCUUUCCAGUUGUCACAAGAGAAGUUGAAGGCAGUUCAACCAAGAGACCCGCAGGAAAAUGUGCGCAACUUUUUGAACUUCCAGAGCCUGGACAGAUUGCAGACGGUCAAUGAACCUGCCAGUCCACCACGAGAGCUUCUAUCGUCUCCUGAGUCUGGAUCUCCUGACUCCGCUAAAGUCACCCCUACUCUUGCAGAAAAUCUGCGACAUUUGCCACGACUCCGGAUUCCCAGCAUGCAUAAUUCUGACAGCUCGGCUUUUUCUGGAGGCCUGUCGGCCCAAAAAACCGUCACGCCAUCGGUGCUAUCUCGACGAGGUCAAUUCAUGUCAAAUAAUAUGACUGCGAUUCACGGGAAUGAGCAGAUACCGCUGCGUGGAACAGGCAUGUCCCCUGGUGAUUUCUAUCGUCUCGAUCCAUGUUAUAGACAAGAAACACCUUUCUCAGAUACCGAUGCCCCCGUUACCGCAUUGCCCAUUGGUCCAGUUGCGCGAGAGGAGUCCCAGUCUGUUCCUCCGAACAUGCGGUUCGGAAAUGAGAGAUUUAUCAUGGCGGACCCCCUGAUUCGACCAGAAUCUACCAAGACAGAGAACCACCAACGGCGUCCUUCAACCCACAACGUCGCAUCAUUAGACCAUCUCAAAGAUAGCCGAGCAUUGAGGCCUAUUGAAACUCCUGAAGACCUCCAAAGGAUGCCUCGAGCACCUAGUUGCCGAAACAAGAGCCAUGCUACUUCGGGCCAACGUGAGCACGAUGCAGUGACACAUUGUGGAUGGAUGAAAAAGCGGAAGACUACUCGGCUCUUGCGACAUGAGUGGCAGGACCAUCAUUUUACGCUCAAGGGAACUCAGCUAGCAAUGCACAAUGACGAGGAAUCUGCCCAUCGUAACUCCAAGGCGUUGGAGUACAUAGAUGUGGAUGACUAUGCUGUCGCUUGCUCCUCGCUCGCGUCUAGCUCAAAGUUGACAGCUGCCUUCAAGAAAACAGUCUUGAAGCGUCGAGAUAAUGCGACAGGGGAUUCGGCCUUUGCAUUCUCGUUAAUUCCAGCGCCUAACAACGGCGGUGGUCUUAUUGAUCGCAAAACAAUGCUUUUGAACAGUGGGAAAUCCCACCACUUCGCCGUCAAAACUCGCGAUGAACGCAUCGAAUGGAUGCGAGAGGUGAUGCUGGCUAAGACCACCAAGCGUGCUCUGCAAGCUGGGGACACAGUCAAUAUAAAUGGGAGCAACAUGAUUUGA